AUGGAGGCAGCCACAGCUCCAGACGCGGCCUUAGGACCCACACUGAAGGUGAAAGAAGUCAGCCCAGCAGAUGCUGACGGACCUCAGGCUUCACCCCGGCGGGGGGCCGGCAGCCCCCUUCCCCAGCUCCUGCCCCCCAUAGAAGAGCACCCCAAGAUCUGGCUACCUCGGGCCCUGAGGCAGACCUACAUCAGGAAGGUUGGAGACACUGUGAACCUUCUAAUCCCAUUCCAGGGUAAACCCAAACCUCAAGCCAUCUGGACGCGUGAUGGCUGUGCCUUGGACACCAGUCAUGUGAGUGUGCGGAAUGGGGAGCGGGACUCUAUCCUCUUCAUCAGAGAGGCGCAGCGUGCGGACUCGGGUCGUUACCAGCUCAGCGUGCGGCUGGGCGGGCUGGAGGCCACCGCCACCAUUGACAUCCUGGUGAUUGAGAGGCCGGGCCCUCCUCAGAGCAUCAAAUUGGUGGAUGUCUGGGGCUCCAGCGCUACCCUGGAGUGGACUCCUCCCCAAGACAUGGGCAAUGCGGCCCUCCUGGGAUACACGGUGCAGAAGGCUGACACCAAGUCUGGGCUGUGGUUCAGUGUGCUGGAGCACUAUCACCGCACCAGCUGCACGGUCUCCAACCUCAUCGUCGGCAACUCCUACGCAUUUCGAGUCUUUGCUGAGAACCAGUGUGGGCUCAGCGAGAACGCCCCCGUCACUGCCGACCUGGCCCACAUCCAGAAAGCAGCUACUGUUUACAAGACCGAGGGCUUUGCCCAGCGAGAUUUCUCUGAAGCCCCGAAGUUCACCCAGCCCCUGGCGGACUGCACGACAGUCAUUGGCUACGACACCCAGCUCUUCUGCUGCGUCCGUGCCUCCCCCAAGCCGAAGAUCAUCUGGCUGAAGAACAAGAUGGAUAUCCAGGGCAACCCCAAGUACAGAGCCCUUACUCACCUGGGAAUCUGCUCCCUGGAAAUCCGCAAGCCUGGCCCCUUUGAUGGAGGCAUCUACACCUGCAAGGCGGUUAACCCCCUGGGGGAGGCGUCCGUGGACUGUCGGGUGGAUGUGAAAGGAAGCCUGUGGCGAGACUGUGUUCUUAAGAAGCUCCAGCACAGUGUCUGUUUGGACUAA
Molecule: messenger RNA, 1113 nt
Organism: Rangifer tarandus platyrhynchus (Svalbard reindeer)
Lineage: Eukaryota; Metazoa; Chordata; Mammalia; Artiodactyla; Cervidae
Source: the annotation of a GenBank genome assembly